GCGCGGACCUAUCGACCAGCUAACCCUCCGGGUAACACCCUCGCGAUCCUCGGCCGAGGCUCACUGCUUCACCGGCAAACUAGUAGGUAGUACACGCACGCGACACAGAUUUCAACUUGGAUUGUUUAGUUUCUCCUUCCUCACCUCUCUUAUUUCAUCCUUUCCUUUCGGAUUACCUUACGUUCAACUGUUAUUCCACAAACUCGGCAAGGGAACGCAACAUCUCGUUCGAACAUCGUCGAGCGAACAGAUCACAACGAGACGACGCCCUCUUUCCGGUAAUCCGCCGCGUUUUCGAGAAAGUGACAGACAGGAGGAGAGCGUACCGCGCCCGCACCCGAACACACCGACAAAGCGGAAUUCUGCGGUUUUCGCGAGGAGGACGAGGUCGGUGUUAAACCAGCAAGAUUACCGGCCGCGGCGGUUGCGCCAAAUACUGUGGUACAGCUACUUCACCCGGCAACAUUUCAUUCUCCAGCUUUCGACAGUCCUUCACCUCCAAUGUUAACUACCUGAAACGGAGUUUGUCUUCCAGGUUCUCGUCAGGGGAUUUGAGCUCGGAGCUCGACGAUGAACCAAGCACAGACUCCGGGCUGGCCUCCAUGGCCAGGGAUUCGUCGUCCCAAUCGUAUCAAGCGGUGCCCGAACGCCCGUUGCAGUCCCAACCUACGCCGGUUCCGCCGGCCAGCCAGCCGCCCGUGCCCGGGGCACCGCCGCCCGGAGCCCCACAACCCGUCGGUGGCGACCUCAGUCUCAACCUGAGACCCGGCUCCAGAACCACCAGUGCUCCAUCCUCGCCUGCCAAGACCAGGGAAAGUUUGCUCCAGAGGGUUCAGAGCUUGACAGGGGCUGCUCGCGAUCAGGGUGCAUCGAUUCUGGGAGCGGCAGUGUCAGGUGCAACCAGAGGGCCCUCUUACAACAAAGAUCGAUGCUUCACGUUGCUGGUCAUAGACGACCAAAACACCGACUGGAGCAAAUAUUUCCGGGGUCGUAGGCUUCACGGUGAUUACGAGAUCCGCGUCGAACAGGCGGAAUUUCGGGAAUUGUCGUUGACGGCCAGCGAGACUGGCACCGUUGUGUCCAUGGCGGUUUAUCGUAACGGGACCAAAGUCAUCCGAUCCUUCAAGCCCGAUUUCGUUCUGAUACGACAAAACCUAAAGGACGCGGGAGAAGAUUACAAGAAUCUUCUUCUCGGUUUGAUGUACGGCGGUGUGCCGAGCGUUAACAAUCUCACGGCAAUUUACAACUUUCAGGAUAAACCUUGGGUGUUCGCGCAUCUUCUGGGACUUCAACGUCGUUUAGGAAAGGAUAACUUCCCGUUGAUAGAGCAAACUUACUAUCCCAACCAUCGCGAAAUGGUGAGUGCAUCUCGUUAUCCAGUCGUGGUGAAACUUGGACACGCCCACGGAGGAGUGGGAAAAGCCCGUGCCGAGACGAAUCAAGAGUUUCUAGAUCUCGCCUCUUUGGCUGCUUUGGCCAACGCUUACUGCACGUCGGAACCGUAUGUCGAUACCAAAUACGACGUCCACGUGCAGAAAAUAGGCAAUAACUACAAGGCGUUCAUGCGGAAGAGCAUAAGCGGAAACUGGAAAUCUAACACCGGUUCGGCGAUGUUGGAGCAAUUAGCCGUGAGUGAAAGACAUCGCGCCUGGGUCGAUCAGGUGGCCCAAUUGUUCGGCGGGUUGGACAUCUGCGCGAUCGAGCUGUUGGUCGGCAAGGAUGGCCGAGAAUACAUAAUCGAAGUGAACGAUAGCGCGUUAUCGUUAAUGGGAGACUCGCAGGAGGAAGAUCGUCGUCACAUCGCCGAUCUCGUCACCGCCAAAAUGCAGGCAUUUUGCCGGCCGCCGAGCGUUUUGACGAAAACAACAUCGAGAGGAUCGAUGUCCGGCUCGAGCCAAGCGACGAGUCCCGUCGAGGAUCGCGCCGUACCGCCAACAGCUCCCUUGGGAUCGCACGGGAGCAUGGGAUCGAUGGCUAGCAUAGGAAGCUUGGGUUCGGUAGGCUCGAUGACGGCAGUGGCCGGCGACGUAACCACCUCUGACAGCCACCAUCAGCUGCAACGACGCGACUCCCAAGCAUCGCAAUCGAGUACAGUGAGCAGCGCGCCGUCGGUCGGUCGACGCCAAGACGAAGCUCCAACAUCGAGAGUACCUUUCCACAGACAAGGUAGCCAAUCACAGAGCGAGGACACCGAGGAUACCAUGAAGAAUCUUCGGAAAACGUUCGCAGGAAUCUUUGGGGACAUGUAAAUUUUUGGGACGAAUUUUUGUGCACUGAAACAAAGGAGGCGAAGAAUCGUUAUUAGAAAUUUAAAUUGGUACGAAGUUAAGAAACGUGCUAUAUUCGAUGAAUCAUAUUUCUUUUCUUGUUCUUUUAUAUUAUUAGAUAUGGAUAGUAUUCGUAAUUACGAGGAUUUUUUUUUUCUUCCUUUUUUUGGGGAAAUAAAAUUGAUAGUUUUUUUUUGGGUCGAUUCGGAAUGAAUUAUCGGAAUGGAUCGAGAAUGGAUUGAACGAGGCACGACGAGGAUAUAUUUGCAGAUCGUCAAGCUGAUUUAAACGACGCUCGCGUCCCACACCGGGCGCUGUGUAACGAUGUAAAUUUUGCUAACGGUCCACGGCGAUGUGUAUAAACCUAAACAUAACUCUUUGAAAUCUCAUUUGACAACAACUCGUUUCUCGAUUAAUUUCUCUCUUAUCCUUGAAUUAAUUAAAACGAAAAGAGAACUUAUUCUCCUUCUAGAAAUUCUCGCUAAUCGCUAUUAUACCCAAUACUUAAUUAUUAUUAUUAUUAAUAAUCUUAAAUACCGCGUAAUUAAAACAUCGGUUUCGAAUAUUAUUAAUACUAACGUAUUUUCGAUAAGGGGUGGGUGAGCAAAAAUUAAACGGGGGUUUAAAAAAAAAAAAAAAAGAUAAAGUCGUGGUCGUUUAUGUAUAUUAAAAAAAAAAAAAGAGUAAAAAACAAAAAAAAAAAUAAAUCGUAUAGUAGAUUCUAUGUAUUCGAGGUAUUAUUCAGCAUUAUUACAACAUAGUUGGUUAGGGAAAAUUCUCUCAGGUUAAAAAAAAAAAAAAAAGAAAUGAUUAAAAAAGGGGGGAGGGAAAAUAAUAACGAUAACAAUAACAAUAAUAAUAAUAAUAAUAAUAAUAAUAAUAAUAAUAAUAAUAAUAAAAAUGAAUACUUUUCCAAGUGUGUCCGGUUAUGUUUCGUUACCAUCGACGUAUCCGUUCUGCAUACACUCGUCUCGUUUACGGGAACUCCGCCACUUGGUUUUUCGAUUCCAACAGGCAACAGAUACCAUAGGCCCCUGUCAUCUCCUCAUCCGACUUUACUUCAGGCGUCCACUUUUUAGGCUUAACUUUCGAUUAAUAGCAUUGUCUAAAGGCGAGGGAACGGGAAAGUGAAGGGGAGG
Molecule: messenger RNA, 3406 nt
Organism: Apis dorsata (giant honeybee)
Lineage: Eukaryota; Metazoa; Arthropoda; Insecta; Hymenoptera; Apidae
Gene: Syn
Product: synapsin
Exons: 10
Coding region: 603-2249 (548 amino acids)
Biological process (GO): neurotransmitter secretion
Cellular component (GO): synaptic vesicle; synaptic vesicle membrane
Molecular function (GO): ATP binding; metal ion binding
Source: RefSeq, a predicted model, not a curated record